AUGCAAAUGCAGUAUGACAAAACUGGUGGUAAAACCCUAGGCAGAGCAGCAGCCGAGAAUAGGCACCUGCUGUGCAAAAGCCUACAGCUUGGAGACGCAAUCAUGAAGGCGUUUGAGGUCAAUGGGAACACUCUCUUUCUUGCUCUCUUCACUGAAGUCACCAACUCCAAGGAGCUGCUUGAUUCUAUGCAAUCUGGGACACUAGACCCCGAAGUCGCGUUCCUGAAUGCUUCACUGAUACCAGAUGUUUUUCCUUUGCUUGCAGCUGCACAUAAGACACUUGUAGCCAAGUCCCGAGAGUCGUUGACAACGCGCACUCUUCAUUCUGAGCUUGUUUACAAUUACUCAGGAUCCAAGCAUAUCACAGAAUCGUUGAAAAGAUGUGGCAUCUCUGAAAGCUCGACUUAUGUGCUUGCCGCUCGUUUUAAUGCUUCUUCUGAUGAGAUUGAACAGAAAGCAGUAGAGAAACUAAUCAAUGGAAAAGAGAUUGACUUGGAGGAGUUGGGAGGUAGAGCAGACCAAGCCCAAAUACAAAAGCACUAUAAGAUAACUAGCGUGGAACUAGGGAUAUCUUCUCUUGCUGAUGCCAUUACUUGCCGGAUUGCCUCUCGUGAUGCCCUGUGA
Molecule: messenger RNA, 624 nt
Organism: Prunus armeniaca (apricot)
Lineage: Eukaryota; Viridiplantae; Streptophyta; Magnoliopsida; Rosales; Rosaceae
Source: the annotation of a GenBank genome assembly